AUGCCGCGAAACUCAGUUGCAUAUGACCAAGGUGUUAAGAAUUUUAUUGAAUUUGCUUUCCGGCAUGGUUCAAUUAAUGAUAUGAUACUCUGUCCAUGUCCUAUGUGUGAAUUUAGUAAGCGUCUAAAUCGUGACGAGGUAUACGAUCAUCUAAUUUGCAAACAAUUUCCAAAAGGUUAUACAAUUUGGUACCUUCACGGAGAGUCCCAUCCACCAGAAACAACUAAUUCUCCAGUAAACAUCAAAAUUGCUUCACAAAGAAAUGUUGUUGUUCAAGAUCCAAUUAUUGAUAUGGUAAAUGAUGCUUUUGGAGUACAUGACACUAUUUCUGAGGAAGGCUUUCAAACAGUAGAUGAAGGGGACAGACAAAUAGAUGAUGACAUACCAAAUAUGAACCAAACUAGGAAUGCAACAGACGAGUUUCAUGAGUUAUCUAAUGAUGGUCAACAACCUCUGUAUGAAGGGUGUGCAAAUUAUUCAAAACUAUCAUUUAUAUUGAAAUUGUACCACAUCAAGUGUCUAUGUGGAAUGAGCGAUAAGGCAAUGACGAUGAUAUUGGAGUUGCUACAUGAUGCAUUUCCGCAUAUAAAAAUUCCAAGCUCUUUCUAUGAUGCGAAGAAAACCAUCACAAAGCUUGGAUUGAACUAUGAAAAAAUACAUGCAUGCCCAAAUAAUUGCAUGCUUUAUUGGGGUAAUGAAGAAGAUGAAGAUAGACAAAAUUUCAAGAUUUGUAAUACUUCUAGGUGGAAGGAAAGCAAGGGUGGAUCAGAUUCCUUAUCCAAUGGUAAUAAAGCUAGAAGGAAGAUUCCUGCAAAAGUGGUCAGAUAUUUUCCAUUGAGACCUCGUUACAAAGGAAAUGAUAUAGAUGUUUACUUACAACCUCUAAUAAGGGAGUUGAAAGAAUUGUGGUAUGAUGGCGCUAAUACAUAUGAUUCUUAUGUAAAUGAAAUGUUCAAGCUACAUGUUGCUUUGAUGUGGACAAUCAGUGACUACCUUGGUUUGGGAAAUUUAUCUGGGUGGAAUGUCUAUACUGGACGUGCUUGUAUACAUUGCAAUUAUGCCUCUGCUCCUUGUCGCUUGUCUCAUAGUAGGAAAUGGUGUUUCAUGGGCCAUCGGUACUUUCUUCAUGGUGGUCAUAAAUUCAGAAUGAACAAGAUCAAAUUUAAUGGAGAGCAAGAGUUACGAACUCCUCCAAAAUUAUUAUCAGGUGAAGAAAUUUUCGAGCAAGUUAAAGACAUUGAUGUCACAUUUGGUCGGCCCAUGGAUAGUCAACUCAGGGGGAAAAGAAGACGUGGUGCAAGUACUUCUAUAGAUGAGCGACAACAAUGGAGAAAGAAAAGUAUUUUCUUUGAGCUCCCAUAUUGGAAACAAAAUUUAUUGCGUCAUAAUUUAGACGUGAUGCAUAUAGAGAAGAAUGUGUGCAAUAAUAUUCUUUUCACACUGUUGAAUGAUAGUUCUCGCUCGAACGAUCAUCUCAAUGCUCGUAAGGAUCUAAGAGAUAUUGGUUGUAAACCGGACUUGUGGCCAGAUGAAAAUGGAAAGUUUGUUCCAGCAGUUUACACAAUGAAUAAGCAAGGGAAGAAUUGA
Messenger RNA from Dioscorea cayenensis subsp. rotundata (Guinea yam), 1587 nucleotides. RefSeq lists its product as uncharacterized. The record is from RefSeq and is a predicted model, not a curated record. The transcript is spliced from 2 exons. The coding region runs from base 1 to 1587 and encodes 528 amino acids. Lineage: Eukaryota; Viridiplantae; Streptophyta; Magnoliopsida; Dioscoreales; Dioscoreaceae.